GAUUUUUGGCGGCAUUCUUAUUCUGGUUUCAAUUUCAGUUUCAUUUUAUGGGAAAAGUAUGAAUUUUAUUUCAAUUUCACGAGCGCUUCUGUGUUCCUUCUCAAGAAAUCAACUUUGUCCAUCCAUCGUUCUUGCAGAGAAACUGUCAAAGCUUGGAUUUUCGACCUCGAGUCAACAGAAUGCUGAAGAAAACAGUUCCAGAUACAAACGGCCAAUUCAACCUUAUCUUCGUUUUCGUAGUGAAUUCAUCACUAAAUUCAAAAAAGAAAGCCCUGAUUUAAAGCUACAGGAGCUUAACCAUCUUAUAUCUGAAGAAUGGUCUCAACUUGAUCCCGAAAUCAAAGCAGAAUACAGACGAACAUAUGACGAAGAAAUGGCCGAGUUCAAGGCUCCGUUUGAAAAGAUGCCUCGCAAACCUGCAGGCGUUUAUGCUCGGUUUGUGAAGGAAAACUUUGCUAAAGUAAGAGACCAAAACCCCGAAUUGAAUACUCAAGAGGUUAUUGGGAAACUUAGCGAGGAGUGGAAGAAGGUCUCAGUAGAAGAAAAGGACCGUAUCAAGAAAAAAGUUAUGGUAGACGUUGAACAAUACCACUCAGAUGUUGUUGCCUUCCAGGGGAAGCUUACAGAGGACGAGAUUGAUUUUUUAAACCAUUUCGCUAAAGAUCAGAUGAAAAAGCUUAACCAGGAGCGAUUAAAACUGUUGAACUUCCCAAAGAAACCAGGUGGUACAUUUAUAGUAUUUGUAAACAUGGAAAAAGAGAAUUUCCCCAGAGAAGAAGAUGAAAGCAUGAGUGAAUGGUUGAAAAGAAUGGGAAGGAAAUGGCGCAACAUGUCAAGUGAAGAGAAGGAGAUGUAUUUCUCAGUGAAAAAGAGAGCUAUGGAGAAAUAUGAAGAAGAUGUGGAAAACUGGAAGCUUGAACAACAGGCAAAGAUUCUGGAACAGUAGACAUUGUUUAUGAUGUCAAACCCACUGUAGUACUUCUAGUGAAGAGUGCAACUGAACUGGAAGUACAAUUAAACUUGCGCAUGACAUAACGUAAACAACAGAAUCGUACCUAUCUUAAAAAGCCAAAUAUAGCUAGCAACGCAAGAGCAAGUGCAAACACAAAAGGCCUUGUUUUUUAUUCAAAUCUGACCAAUUCAGUGAUAAACAAGCAUAAGGUAUUAAAUUCUUCCAUUUUUCUUGCUCUUGUACUUGAUUUUGUUAGUAACAACGAAACACAAUGCAAGAAGUUUUUUCUGCUCCUGUUCUUGCAUUGCUAGUAAAAGUCUCAGCUUUUGAACCUAUGCUCAAAGUCCAAGUUUCAGAUAGGUAUUUUGCGUGCAGAUUGCCAGGGUAGUGUUUUAUCACACAAAAUGAGGCUACUUACUCUAGCUAAUACAUAUGACAGGCUUUGUAGUAUUUUAGGAAUGAUAUCAUCCCAUUUCUCACAUUUGGGUGUAGUCUCUAAUUCUAUUAUUCCUAACAUAUUUACAGAAAAUCAAAUCAAACUUAUUAGAACACUAAAGUCUGAAAGCAGUUUAGCAUUCUGUCUAUGUUUGGUGCAAGGUUUUUCCUCUCCCUAAAAGGAUUCCGACUGCUUGACUGAUUCUACAUGUUGGUCAACAUUAUUUUUAUGAUCUGGUUAAGAUAAUAAGUCCAUACAUGUAAAAUUCAUUGCUGGGUUUCAUGUGACGAGGAACUAGAUUGCUUUCCCUCUUUUCCAGAAUGUAUGUCUUAUCUCACCAUCUAAAAGGCAAUGUGCAGCGACGCCAUUUUGUGCAGCAAAGCAUGAUGGUAAUUAUAGUCCUUGCAUUAUAUCAUAGAUGCUAGAAUAGCAAUCGAUUUUUACAUUUUCUUUGUAGAAAUGGUGCAACUACUACUAUUGUUGCUUAGAAAAAGCAACAACUGCUUAGAUGGACUGUUGUAGUGGACAUGAACAAGUGUAAUGGCUACAACUAGCAUAAUGCUUGGCUUCAUGAAAUUGUGCUGCACAUUGCCUAUUAAAUGACUUGGAUCCAGUCUCUUGCUACCUAAAACCUAGAAAUUAGCACUUAUAUAACAGGCUGGUGAUUAUUUAUAACAGCUUGAUGUUUAUUUACAUUAAUAUAUAUAAUCAUACUAUGUCAUCAUUUCUUGUUAUUUUCACUGUUAGAAUAAAAAACAACGAUGAAAUAUAUCAAA
Molecule: messenger RNA, 2164 nt
Organism: Exaiptasia diaphana
Lineage: Eukaryota; Metazoa; Cnidaria; Anthozoa; Actiniaria; Aiptasiidae
Product: transcription factor A, mitochondrial-like
Exons: 1
Coding region: 59-946 (295 amino acids)
Molecular function (GO): transcription cis-regulatory region binding
Source: RefSeq, a predicted model, not a curated record